Messenger RNA from Lycium ferocissimum, 1091 nucleotides. RefSeq lists its product as uncharacterized. NCBI's taxonomy places the organism in Eukaryota, Viridiplantae, Streptophyta, Magnoliopsida, Solanales, Solanaceae. The transcript has a single exon. The record is from RefSeq and is a predicted model, not a curated record. The coding region runs from base 369 to 1091 and encodes 240 amino acids.
AUUCAGGAUUUGUUUCACUUCUUUCAUACUCUAGUUCGUGCAGUUAGAGCAGUACUUUUAGGAAUUCUUCUAACUCGUGCGAAUUACGUAUUUCAGAAAUGGCUCUGAAAAGAAAGUACAACAAGAGGAAUACAGCUACUAGCCAGAGGGCUACCAUUGAUGCAACUACAGAAGAGAACACUCAGGCUCAGACGGCCGCCCCAGCUAAUGCUACAGCUACACCUCCCAAUGCUUCGGACGCGGAUGUUAGAGGAGCUAUUCGGCUACUCACUUAGAUUUUGGCAAACUAGGCCCAGCGACAAGAAACGACCCCUAGCUCAGGUGCUAGUAAUGGGUCGAACAGUUCUAGGACUCAGGAGUUUCUGCGGAUGAAGCCGCCAGUGUUCACAGGGUCAAAGAAGGAUGAGGACCCGCAGAAUUUCAUUGAUGGACUCCAGAAAGUAUUUCGUGUGAUGCAUGCUACUGAUACAGAGGCAGCGAAAUUUGGAGCUUUCCAGCUGCAAGAUGUGGCCCAUAUUUGGUAUGAGACAUGGGAACAGUCCCGAGGGGAGGAUGCACCUUCUGCUACUUGGGAUGAAUUUGCAGACGCUUUCAUUGAGCACUUCAUGCCAAUUGAAGUCAGGGAAGCAAAGGCUACUGAGUUUGAGAAUCUAAGGCAGAAUGACAUGACUGUUCAGGACUAUUAUCUCAAGUUCGUGUCAUUGUCCAGACAUGCUCCUCACAUGGUUCCUGAUAUGAGGGCCGUGGUUAGAAGGUUUGUACUUGGGCUUAAACCCGAAUUGCAUAGGGAUGCCAAUACAACUGCUCAGAAUGACAAGAUGACUAUUUCCAAGAUACAAUCAUUUGUGCAAGGUAACGAGACUAGGUUGAAGGAAGAAGAAGCCCUACAGAAGCAGAAAGAUAGAGAGUUCAACAAGAGAGCUAAGUCUGCUGGUAAUUUCAGUCAGAGAGGAUCUCAAGGAGGUGGAAACCAUUAUUUCUUUAAGAAUAGGUCAUCAGGACCUGCUCCAUCUAUAGCUAGUGCUCCAUCUCAUAGACCCAAGUUCAAUCAAAAAGGCAAAAACUUCAUAACAGCAGGCUCACAGUCAUAG